UUUGAACGCUGCGGCGCGUUACCGAGGAAAAGUAACUUCACACGCAGCCCGUGAUCUUGUCGCGUCUCCUCUCUGUUUAUAAACACGUGUGUUUAAUGGCAUCGAGCUUCUCCCUGCACCUGAACCAUCACGCACGGCUUCUGUCCGCGUGCCUGCGAUGACCUGUAAACUCAACGGCCUGUUCAGCAUCGGGGAGGACUUCGAUGAUGAGGACCUGCCCGGGACGGACUGGUCUGUCCGCUCGGCGUCCGGAGCCUCCGAUGUGGCAGCUGUCGUGUCCUCCUGCUCUCUGCGGGCCCCCACUGCUGCUCACACAGAGCCGGAGGGGAAGCACCUCCAGCGAAGUGCUCAGAGAUCAACUGCCCCGUUUAAUGGCACCGCCUCAAGCAGCAGCAGCAGCAGCACGCACACUAAUGCUGCUGCUGCUGGACAAACUGUUGUUGUGGGUUUGAGAGAGCUCUCCACCUCUUCUUCCUCCUCGUCCUCACAGCUUCACUCCCUCCGUCCUCCCACACAGAACAACACACUUUUGGCACAACAGCCGAAGCCCUGUGCGGCCCAGGAUGAUUUCGAUGAUUGGGAUGUUGACCUGGCAGACCUGGACGAGUGUGACGGCCAGAUGGGUCAGCCGCCCCAACCUCCCGCCCCCUCUCCAUCUGUGGCCAGAGCCGAGCCGGCAUCUUCAGCCAAGACGCUUCGAGCCCUGACCUGUGGAGGGUUACAGACGCUGCCCGAUCGGACGCUCAGGGAGGUCAACACCGCACGCCAACCAUGUAGCUCGUCUAAUCACAACCCGCCCUCCCAGAUCCUCUCGUCUACUCACAUGCGAUCUCCGCUUCCCCGCCCUGCUUUCCUGCCUCCGCACAGUCCGGGGUUUUUUUCCGGCCUCACUGCCACUUCUCCUGCACCGAGCCCCAUUUCCAGGACACUAAUCCGAGCCCAGCCGCCGCAGAGGCUAUGGUCAACUCCAGGAGCCUCCCCUCAGGCCCGUGGCUUCUUCGAGACAGUCUCCCCAGCCCCCUCCUCCUCUAUGAACUCCAGCAUGCUCAGCCCUCAUCCCCUUCGCACGCCGCUCCUCACCAACCGGCUGGUCCAGCUUGUAUCCGCUUCCAACAGGCUUCCUUCAAAAAGGCCUCACUCGGAGCCUCACAGGACGAGGACCCGGCGGUUCCCCGGGCCCGCUGGAUUCCUGCCACAACAGACACAAGGGCAGAGCCUGGACGAUGUAGUGGUUUCUGUCCCUCACACCCCUGCUCACGGUGCUGUGGCACGGUCACCAAACCAGGUUUCCAGCUCCCAAACGGAGGAGGACGAGUUCAGUGGCGGGGCCUGGGCAGCGAUGAAGGCAGAGAUGGGAUUGGAUGAGCGGAACCCGUCGUGCUUCCUGCAGACCUACAGUGUGGUCAUGGUGCUUCGGAAGGCUGCGCUGAAGCAGCUGGCAAAAAACAAAGUGCCUAACAUGGCCGUGCUUCUGAAGAGCAUCGUCCACACGAACACCGACGCCAAGGCCGUGUUCAAGGACCCCACAGGGGAGAUUCAGGGAACUGUGCACCGGCGUCUUCUGGAGGAAAGAGCGGAGGAGCUGAAGGUCGGAGCCGUGCUGCUGCUCAAACAAGUUGGUGUGUUUUCCCCGUCCCAUCGGAACCAUUACCUGAACGUGACACAGAACAACCUGCUGAGGAUCUACACCUCUGAUGGAGUCAGUCUGUCCUCCACUCAGCUCCCCCAACUCGUCCUGGAGCCAGUGUUGCAGUCAACCGCUCAGCCUCCCACCAUCCGCCGGGAGCCAGUGUCUCAGAUGCAUCUGGUGUUUGACGAGGAAGAAGACGAGGGACAAGAGGGUGGAAGAUGCACAGAGGGAGGCAAAGACCCUCAAGCCCCAACAGACGGCAGACUCUGCUCCAGUGGAGGCCCCCAACAGCCUGCUGGGAAUCCAGCACCACAGAACCCAGACUGGGAUGCAGAUGAUGACUUGGACGAGCUCCUGGGAGAGUUGCCUGAGGACACCUACAGCCUCUGAUGUAACUUUACAUCAGCAAAUGACUGUCUCCACCGACUCGAGCUCUUUCAGGACAGACAGAUUGUGAACCUUUUCUUUUCCUGACAUCGCUUCUUGAGAAUCAGAGAUGCCUGACGGCUGAAGAGCCAGAGACAGAGUGUACUACCGUGUUCAGCACCGAGUUAAAAAAACAAAACAACAGAGUAUCGUCCUCAGUUAAUUUGUUGUCACAAUCUCAUUGUUCUGCAUCAGUGAUGAUUGAUGUGUUAUAAGAAGCAGUCACUCGAAGCCAACACGUGUGUUAAUUAAUCACAAAGCUCCAGAAAUCCACCCAGUUUGAGUUCAGCUCCACUUCUCACAUUCUCAUAAAGACUGUAAUUAUAA
Molecule: messenger RNA, 2383 nt
Organism: Platichthys flesus (European flounder)
Lineage: Eukaryota; Metazoa; Chordata; Actinopteri; Pleuronectiformes; Pleuronectidae
Gene: hrob
Product: homologous recombination factor with OB-fold
Exons: 10
Coding region: 158-2020 (620 amino acids)
Biological process (GO): recombinational repair
Source: RefSeq, a predicted model, not a curated record